This is a messenger RNA of Ceratina calcarata, 427 nucleotides long. Its product is annotated as E3 ubiquitin-protein ligase MIB2-like. Gene Ontology annotation, molecular function: protein binding. The record is from RefSeq and is a predicted model, not a curated record. The transcript has a single exon. The annotation marks the transcript as partial. Lineage: Eukaryota; Metazoa; Arthropoda; Insecta; Hymenoptera; Apidae.
GGGCGCGAGUUACUGCUUCAUUAUGCUGCGCGAGCAGGACUAGAAAAAACUUGCAGGUUGCUACUCGAAAGAGGAGUUGACGUGGAUGCUCAAAACGAGGAUGAAGAAACUGCACUGCACCUAGCCAUUAAGGAGGGACACAAAGAUAUCGUACAAGUCCUCGUAGAACAUGGUGCCGAUAUCAAAUUGAAAAUUCAGAGUGGCGAGACUCCGCUUCAUAUUGCAGUGCAAGAAGGUGUAGGAGAAAUUUGCAGGUUGGUAAUCGAGAGAGGAGCUGACGUGGAUGCCAAAGAUGAAAGAGGAUACACAGCUUUACAUGUUGCCGCUAUAAAUGGUCAAGUACAUAUCAUGGAAAUUCUCUUGAAUUGGGACGUCGAUAUCGAUACCAUAGUUGAUGGAGGUAAUACUGCACUUCAUCUUGCCUCCC